Amaranthus tricolor (Joseph's coat) is the source of this 2001-nucleotide messenger RNA. RefSeq lists its product as uncharacterized. Gene Ontology annotation, molecular function: acetylglucosaminyltransferase activity. Lineage: Eukaryota; Viridiplantae; Streptophyta; Magnoliopsida; Caryophyllales; Amaranthaceae. The record is from RefSeq and is a predicted model, not a curated record. Bases 257 to 1801 code for a protein of 514 amino acids. The transcript has 3 exons.
AUCUAAGAAAAGUGGGAAAGGGAGCUCAAUUAAACACAAUCAGUCUUUUAUCUUUUCAGUGUGCAACCUGGCAACAACAAUGCACUCUUUUACUUCUUCUGCUUCUUCUCUUCGCCACUACCAUCUUUAAUCCUCUUUUCUUUUUCUUCUGAAAUUAAAUCCCCAAUAUAUUUUUUUAUUCAUCAUCAAUUAGAUCUGGCCUCUGGAUUUGUUUUUGAUUAUAGAUUGAUUCCUUCCGUCAGUCUUCUUUUGCGGUAUGAAAGAUCCUGAUAAGCUGAUUUGGGAUCAAAUGAGAAGCCCAAAGUCUGUUAAUGGAGUCGGGUCAAAUCAUAUCACUAAAGGUUUUUUUUCUAAACUUACGCUUUGGUUAAUUCUCUCUGUUUCCGUCACUUACGUUGUCUACACUUUUAAACUCGUUUCCCAUCCUCAAAAUUGCGAAUACCCUUCAGAUUCUCAUAUACUUCUUCCUUCUUCAUUCCAAACCCAAGAAAAAAUGACACUCCCAAAACCCAAACCUAUACCCGAAUCCGAACAUGCAUCCGACCCAGGACCCACGAACAUAUCCCAUUUAUUAUUCGGCAUUGGUGGGUCAGCCUCUUUAUGGGAAGGAAGGAAAAACUACAUAAAGAUUUGGUUUAAAAAACCAGAGAUGAGAGGCAUUGUAUGGUUAGACGGUGACGUAAGCAAAGCUGAUGAUGACGAAGAAGAUUCUCUACCUGACGUAAGAAUCUCAGAGGAUACUUCAAAGUUUAGGUAUACGAACAAGCAAGGUCACCGAUCGGCGAUUAGAAUAUCGAGAAUAGUAUCGGAAACAUUAAGAUUAGGAUUAAAAGAUGUAAGGUGGUUCGUUUUAGGGGAUGACGACACCGUUUUUGUGACAGAGAAUUUAGUGAGAGUAUUAAAUAAGUAUGAUCAUAGAGAGUAUUAUUAUAUAGGGAGUAAUUCAGAGAGUCAUUUGCAGAAUAUAUAUUUUUCAUAUGCAAUGGCUUAUGGUGGUGGUGGAUUUGCAAUUAGUUAUCCUUUAGCUGUUGCUUUAGAGAAAAUGCAAGAUAGAUGUAUUCAAAGGUAUCCUGUUCUUUAUGGUAGUGAUGAUAGAAUGCAAGCUUGUAUGGCUGAACUCGGUGUUCCACUCACUAAAGAACUCGGUUUUCACCAGUAUGAUGUGUAUGGCAACUUGUUUGGACUGUUAGCAGCACACCCCGUAACACCAUUCGUCUCCCUGCAUCACUUGGAUGUGGUAGAGCCCAUCUUCCCUAAUGUCACUCAGGUUCAAGCCUUGCAACGGUUAACAAUCCCAAUGAAAUUGGAUUCUGCUGGGUUGAUGCAGCAAUCGGUAUGCUACAACAAGGCCAUGAAAUGGACUAUCUCAGUAUCUUGGGGUUUUGCUGUUCAAAUAAUACGUGGUGUGUUGUCACCCCGUGAGAUGGAAAUGCCAACAAGGACAUUCUUAAAUUGGUACAGGAGAGCGGAUUACACAGCUUAUGCAUUUAAUACUCGUCCUGUGGCUCGAAACCCUUGCCAGAAACCCUUUGUUUAUUACUUGUCAAAAGCUAGAUUCGAUAAGAACAGGAAUCAGACAGUGAGCGAGUACUUGAGGCAUCGCAUGCAGCACCCACUGUGCCGAUGGAGAAUGACCGAGCCAUCCACAAUCGAUAAAGUUAUAGUCUACAAGGAACCGGAUCCACAAUUGUGGACUAGGUCACCAAGGAGGAACUGCUGUAGAGUAUUGAAGUCGAGGACAAAUGGAACGAUGCUUAUAAACGUUGGCGUAUGUAGGGGAGGAGAAGUUAUUGAAGUAUAAAAACAUGUGAACGCACAUAAGCAUUUUAGUUAGUUGCACUUCUUGUCCUCUUUCAAUUAUAUGUCUUCUUCUUAAUUUAGUUUCAUUUCGUUACCCACAAUCAUACACUUGGGUAUCGGGUUAUAAUUUUAAAUGUGACAAGUACCUGCUGCUGCUUUGCAUAUCUAUUGAAAAUAUUAGCCCCACUAGUAUUUCAUUUA